AUGGCUCCCUCUCAAAAGGCCCUUAUCGCAAUCACUUCGGCGCAUGCUCCACUCUAUCCCGACGGCAAGGAGACAGGUCUCUUCAUUACGGAAGCUUUGCAUCCGUUUGAGGUAUUCCGAAAAGCAGGCUUCGAGGUCGACCUUGUCUCCGAGACAGGUAGCUACCAACCGGACUGGCUGUCGCAGCAGAAAGACUGGCUGUCCGACCAGGAUCGAGCUGUCCAUGAGGAUCACAACAGUGAAUUUCGUUCCAAACUGGAUAAAUUGCUAAAACCCAAUGAUGUCAAUCCAGCCAACUACGGGUUGUUCUUUGCCUCUGCUGGCCACGCAUCUUUGAUCGAUUACCCUAGUGCCAAAGGACUGCAGGCUAUUGCAGCUAGGAUAUACACCAUUGGUGGCAUCGUGUCGGCCGUAUGCCACGGAGGUGCAAUCUUCCCGGGAGUUAUUGAUCCUAGCACCGGAAAAUCAGUUAUUGCUGAUCGCAAGGUCACCGGCUUCACCACCCGAGGUGAAGAAGAGGAGGGUGUUCUUGAUACAAUCAAGAGCUGGAACCGACCCACUAUCGAGGCGUCCGCUGCUGAUUCAGGAGCGACAUAUGUUUCGCCAGCUGGACCUUGGGAUGCAUUUACCAUUACUGAUGGUCGCAUUGUCACGGGAGCAAACCCUGCGAGCGCGCAUGUUACUGCUGAGGCUGCGGUUAAGGCGUUUAACAACCUUUGA
This is a messenger RNA of Aspergillus chevalieri, 720 nucleotides long. RefSeq lists its product as uncharacterized. The transcript is spliced from 5 exons. The record is from RefSeq and is a predicted model, not a curated record. Gene Ontology annotation, molecular function: glyoxalase III activity. NCBI's taxonomy places the organism in Eukaryota, Fungi, Ascomycota, Eurotiomycetes, Eurotiales, Aspergillaceae. The coding region runs from base 1 to 720 and encodes 239 amino acids.